AUGUGGCAAGAAGCGAGAAGACAGGAGAAAAAGUUGCGGGGAAUGAUGGUGGAUUAUCGAAAAAGGGCAGAAAGAAGGAGGGCUUUCUACGAGAAGAUGGUUGGAUUAUAUUUAAUUUUUUACUUGUUAUCGUAGAUGAAGGAUUAUGAGGCAAGGAAGGUAACAUUGUGACCAUUUCCGCGGAGGAACUGGACUCAUCGCCCAAAAAUCAAAAUCAAAUUUAGCCUAUACUUCUUAGAGUUUAUACUCAUUGAACAUUAAAUGUUCACUAAAUUUUAGUAAACACUGACUCAUUUUGUGUCAGAAGAAUGACUGAUAAACUUGCAUGGUGCUAAAUGAUAUUACGGAUACAACUGCUUUUUAUUAACUUACCGGUAUUUCCAUUUGUAUCGAUAAAAUUCUCUGUUAUCAUUGCAGGGCUGUCAUUAACAGGCUGGGGGCGGUGGUGGGGGGCAGGGAUUCCCCUUGGCUACUAUGAAUGUGGUCCCCAGCUCCUUUCACAGAAAAAUAGAACCAAAAGAAAUCCCUAGCUGUUUGAUUCCCCACCUACUUCUUGUAUUCACCUGGCAACUUAUAAUCUUACCGACAUCCCUGACAUUGUAGUGGAAUUGUGUUUGUCGUAAAAGAGUGAGUUUUCACAACCUUUCACAAGACCACUUUUCUAGUUUUGGUACUGUAUGAAUCAAUACUUACAUUAUUUUCUUUUUACUGACAUUUCCACAGAGGCUAGAUCCAACCCAGUUUCUUAGACUCUAUGGACAAAAGUGUAAAAUCCACAUUGAUCCACAGUUAUCUGCAGCAGGGGAUGGCAAAUCUGUAAUGUGAGUGAAAACAAAAAUAGACUAGAUGUGGAAAAUUCUGAAGUUGAUAGCUUGAAAAAAAAAAAAAAAAUUCAUACUCCCCCAUGAAGGAAAUUUUUGGUUUGACCCCAGCCCUCCUCCCCCUGGAACCUUCACCCCUCUGGAAAUUCCUGUCUAGCUUCAGACUUUUCAGUGAAAAUGUUUGCUUAUAACUUUUUCAUUAAGAUCUACCUUUCUACCUUUUGAUUGUUGAUAUGUAGUAAAGCAAUAUUACUUUUGUCUCAAUUUACCGAUUUUAGACUGUGAAAGGUUUGAACCCAAGAAUUAUUUCAAAAGUAGGUUGAGUUUGAUCGUUCGGGUGAACGUAGUCCUGAAUAGGACUGUUGUUGUUGAGAGUGACUGAAGUUUCCACAACCUGUGCGGUAGUCAUCUUCAGAGUCAAAGUGAGUUGUUUCACGUUAGUUGAUGGUAUUACACUCUGUUACUGUUUCUUUUUUCAGGAUGCCUUGGCAAGGUGAUGCGAACAAUAUGAUUGACAGGUAAGUUAUUAUGGGUUGGAAAGUUAAUUUUUAUAUAGGUUCAACUCCUGUUGGGAGGUACUUGUAGUGUUUCCUCUGAGCCCCUUGUGUCACUGACUGAAUAAAUAUCAUUCUCAUUUACUCAUGAGGCUCAAAAUUCACCAUCUCAUCUUAAUCAUGGCACAUAAGUGCAUAUCGACAUCCUAAUCCAAGCAGUACGCAGAGUGUUUGUUACGUGAACCUAGUUUAGUGACCUCAGGUCCAGCGAGCUGGUCUCUCAUAGCUUAGUGGUAGAGCAUCUGAUUGACUGGUAACCUGGCCUUGGUUGUUCAAAGGCUGGAUAGCAUUAUCCACCGGAUAAAUCUCUAUCUAUCCUCUGGUGUAGCGCAAUUCGGGUUUUCCAAAUACUUAUCCACUGGAUAGUGAUUUAUCCGAUGGAUAGUGCUAUCCAUCUUUUGAACAACCCAGGCCAGAUAAAGCUCUAUCCAGUGGAUAGUACAAUUAGUUCCCCAAUACUUAUCCGCUAGAUAGCGCUAUCUAACGUUUCAACAACUGGGGCCAGAAGGUCAUAGGUUUGACUACCAGUAUUUUUUCAUAUGAGCCACCUGUGUCACUGACUGAAGAAAACGUUUUUUUAAAUUUAAUAUUGUCUUCAUUAUCAUCGUCAUAUCAUCUUUUAUAGGACCAUCAUUAAAAGCAACAGUGAGUUUAUGACAAAACACUAUCAUGAAUCAACCUAAAAAACAAGAAGACACUGAUAUUAGUACUAAAUGCAGGGUUGUCACUAAGAUUUCAAGUUAUCAGGUGUAUACAAUAUUAUUAUUAGGGAGGGAAUUGAACGGCUAGAAAGUUCCAUUGGUUCUGUUUUCCUUUUGUUUCCUGUGGAAUCAUUCCAGGUUCAUGCUUAAAGCCACUAAGUGGAAAUCCUCAGCCACUAGUCCUUGACAGUCUUAGAUAAAUGUGAAUACAAUAAUAUUUGAUUAUUUUCAAUUUCAGGUUUGAUGUCAGAGCGCACUUAGAUAUUAUUCCAGAGCAACCAUCAUCAAGCACAUUUGGGUAAAACACCAAAUCUCUUUUGUUUUAUUUCUUUAUUGUACUUGAAGCAUUUUCUCCAGUAGCCUUGAAAUACACAGUUAACAACUCUCUUUAAGGCAGAUGCCAAACACUUUAUGAAACUACAAUGGCAAGAGCAAAGGGAAUGCGGUUCUUAGUUUAUUUUUUAUCUAAUUUCAUCUCUUCUUGGGUAGCAAGGGUGGUGCAGUGGCUAGAGCACUCACCUCCCUGGCACCAGUGUGGCUCAGGCUCAAAUCAGGCGUCUACGUCAAAAGUGGGUUGAGUUUGUUGUCAAUUUUCUCUAUUGCCCUGAGAGUUUUUCUGAGAGUACUCUGGUUUAAAUAUUUCCCUCUCCUCAAAAACCAACAUUUUCAAAUUCCAAUUUGACCAGGAAUGGUAGGCACUACCAUAAUGUUUGAAUGUGCUAGUACUUCUAAUUAAUUUAAUGUUAUUUAUUUAUUUCAUUUUUCAGACCUUUGAUGGAGACUGAUCCUGAGGAACACAGGUUGAAUUAUGAGAGAUACAGAACACUGGUAAUGAUAGAUGCUAGUGGAGGUCAGUAAUUAACUUGCUUAUAUCCCUCAGUGGAGUCAGGCCAAGUGUGGUUCUGAGGAACUUGUGAAGCAGACACCUUCUUCUCACACACAGCAGGGACUAUGGGUUCCAGUGUGUGGGGUUUCUUAGGUUACAUUGUAGUUCAAAUUUCAGUUUUUUUAGUUGCCGUUUGCCACUGCCUGACCUGCCCCACCCAUCUGCCUUUAGGCUAUGUACAGCUACCCCCUUCUCUGAGGGCAGCUGUACACAGGCUAACCAACCCUCCUUCAUAUUGACAUAAUGACAACGGCUGCCAAACUAUCAGAACUGAAAUUGUAGGUGUAAGCCUUAUCUCAAGGCCUAAUUCCCUGGGCAACCUGGGUAAAAGAGAGAUUAUAAAGAAAAUGGCAUGGUAAAUUAUUAUUUCCUGCAUAUGUUUAGCCUGCUUUAGCUUUAGGAGGACUAUAAACACAACUAAUAAAUUCACUAUGGCUUGGCACACGACGUAUCGAACGCUUUCUGCCAUGGUGACCAAGCUGGUCACAGCUUGAAGUUUUUUUACACAGGCAUAGCCCUGUAACUUUUUGUUGCAAAGGAUGGGUGUACUGUUUUAAUCAUUUUAAAUUUUAAAUUCUUCUUUGUAGCUUCAGAGGAAUCUUACCUUCGGCAGUUGGAAAUAGAGGAGAUGUAUGGGGUGAAAAAAGAUGAUGACAAGAAAGACAAAGAGAAGUAAGAAAAACAAUCAUAAAGUACCACUAAUAAAAAUAUUGAAGUACUGCUAAUAAUUAAUAAGAGGACGCUAUUUUUAUUAGUCAUUUCCCCUCCCACAGACAGGCAGUACUUCCCAUUUAUUUUUAAAAAACCAUCUGGCUAAAGAUCUUAUGCAUGAUAAUUAAAAAAAAAAAACAUUGUAGAAGAUGGACCUGCUAUAAAACAAAGCCAAACUAAUCAGCUCAAGAUGUUAAAAGAAUGGGAAAAAUACAUCCCUCAAAUGACAGCUCAUCUUUUAUGAAGCUUCCCAAAUGAAAUGGAGUGAAUCUUUUGAUUUUCCAGUUGUUAAAACGUCUGGUUUCUCCAUGUUCUGUAAAUUGUAGAAAAGUAUUCAGGACCUCCAUGUAUAUGUUGUGGUUCAAUUUUAUCCUUGGUUUAAAUUUUCUUUGUUUUAAACUUGUGGUCAUACAUUACCAUAUCCCAAAACAAAGGAAAAUAAAAUUUAAACCAGGUUACCAGAACUAUUAGCUUGCACCAGGCUCUCAAUUAGUGCAGACAAGUCAAAGAAGAGGUGCAAGCGGUGAAAAACCAAGCAUAUAAAAAACAGAGGGAAGAGAGAAGGAAAGAGGCUGUUAGCAUCUUUUUAAAUGCCUCAGUUUGCCCACUACUCUGCCCACUUUCAGAAAAAACCAGUUCUCAUGUCAGAAUGUCAAAAUACGUGGUGUUCGAGGAUUUCACAUAAUGUUUGACUCUGUGUGCAUGAAACCAAGUGAUUGACGUAAAUUAUGAUGUAUACUAUCAAAAUUGACCAAUCAUAUGGAACUGGUAUACCAUGAUGAAGUAUUCAAAACAAUGCUUACGGAAACAAAAACAAUGCUACUGUUUUUGAGCCCAUUUUGGACUGUCUUGGUGCAUGGAACAGGCUACAGAUCUGUUCAAAGGCUGUGCCAGUUUCUAAAUUUUUUCCUCUCCUAGUGAUCAGCGUAGUAAGUUUAUCUGCAAAACAGCGCCGAAAUCCUUGUUGUGGGGCCCCACAGGUGUACCAGGAUUUGAGUACACUCCAUGAUUUGCCUGUUAAAAAUGCCAUUGUUGAUUGCCAAUUAGGGUGAAAGGAAAUUCGAAACACUCUUCUGGUAAUUCAUUGAGUCUGUUGCGGGCCCAGAACAAGGAUCUCGGUAUUUCUUCGCAGACAAUACUUACCAGGGUUAAAUUAUGUCUUCGAUGCAUGAGAUCUGCAACAUCCUUCUGUACAGGCCCUUGGUCUUCCAACUGCACCAACUAACUUUAAAAGUUGUCAACAACCAGUGUAAUGUGCUUUCUUUCCUGUAUUGAUUGUUAUGUUUUAGAAGUCAAGCCAAGGCAACCAUAGGCUUCUCAUAUGACAAUAGUGGAGGUGUUGGCAACUCCGACAAGGAAGAUGAUGAUGAUGACAGUGACAGCGAUAGUGUUCUUAGUGACAUUGGUAAGAAGUUAUUCCUGAUCUUUGAACAUCAUUAUUUGUUUGAUUAUGGGCAACGGAAUUGUUGGUGAUAAGUCUUAUCUGACGAGCUACUUGUGUAACUGGUGGUCGCGUAUUAAUUCAUUUUUCUAUCUGUGUGUUUACACUAAUUUUCUGACAAAUUUCCCAUAUUUAAACACCAGCAGAAUUUACAGUCCUGUUGCACAUCUGGCUCAACAGAUGUUAAGGUAGACUCUCCAGCUUCCAUUUUUAAUUAAAAGUAAAAGGACUAUGUUACUCGGGAAUCAUUCCAAUAAGAAACUGGGCUGCCGAUUGGACUAUCAACUGAGGGUUUUGCCAUUUUAAGGUUUUCUUUGGUGGCAGACAAGUUCAUGAUUUGAUCUUUUUAACUAUCGACUGGUAAAAGAAUCAACGAACAGUUAGGAAAUCAGUCAAACAAAAAUCGCUUUAUUACACCUGUAAAGCCCCGUGCAAACGGACCCAACAUUGUCGGCCAACAACUCCCAACAUUGUUGCAUCUUCCUGUACACCCUGUUACAUGUUGUUGGGAGUUGUUGUGCAAAGUUUGAAACCGGUCAAACUUGCAGACGGACACAACGUGCAGACGGACACAACAACUCGCAACAUUGUUGGGCCAACAACGUUGGGAGUUGUUGCGUCCAUUUGCACGUACCUUAACUGAAAAGGACAAUUUCUUUUGCAGAUGUUACAGUGGACAUUGAUGAAAUCGAUGCAAAUCAGGUAAUGACCUUUAUGCUUUUGCCUUUUUUGUCCUUUUGCUAUAUGAACAUUGUUUAAAUUUUGGGUUUUAUUGUAUCUUCUCUGUCUGUCAAAAGCGCGAGACCCUGGAUACUCGAGGACUGCAUUAUGGAAUGGCUUCAGCUCAGUUUUGCAGGUUUGUAAUGAAAAUUCAAAAUCAUUUAAGUUUCAUUCUUCAAUUAGGAGGACACCUAAAAUGUAUUAGACCACUUAAAACUGAAUUACAAAAUAUUGUUAAUACGUUUUUAUCCCGUAGAAAACUGAAAGAAGAUAAGGAAGAAAUAGAAGAGCAAAGGAGACUUCGACAAGAAGAGGAAGAACGGUCGCUUGUCACUGUAGGUAGCCAGUUCAUUCUUUAGACCACAGGCAACAACCAAACACAGCGCGCGUAGCUUUCAGUGCAUUGUAUAAACUCUCAUAAACCAUAGCUCUCGUUCAAGAGCACGCGGAAAAAUUGCUCAUUUAUUGUAAAACAGCUCUUAGACUAGCAAGAGUUACGGUUCGCAUUGAAAGUUGCUCUUCCCCGUGGCAGCCAUCUGGCUUCGUAAUCUUUGAUGUUCUGUUUUCCGCGCAAGCCAGGGAGAGAUUACUUUGAGGAGACUCUAAACACAACACACAGUCUUUGAAAACUGAUUUUCUAACUGAAUUUGAAACAACAAUUCAAGCUUAGGCGCUGUCCACACGUAUCCGGAUAUUUUCAAAACGGAGAUUUUUUUUCUCCGUUUUCAAAAAAUACGUGUCCCAACGUAGCGUAUUUGAAUCCUUUUCGCCCGUCCACAUGAAGACGCUAAAACGAUGGAAAUACGAUAACGUCCAUCAUGAUGCUAGUAGUAUAAAUUAUAAUGUGUAACAUCAUCGUGUUCGAAAACCUCCGUUUGCGUCCGUCCACACGUAAACGAGAAGCCGGCGUUUUUUAAAAUCUCCACUUCAGGGACCGUUUUUAAAAGAACGCCGUUCGCGUGUGGACGGCAGGCUAAAACGGAGAAAAAAUCUCUUGUUUUAAAAAAUAUCCGGAUAAGUGUGGUCGCGGUCUUAUUUUGAGCGCCAUUCUACGUUAGGGUCGACGCGCAAAACGUGAAAGACGCUCGCUGCGAGAAAAGCAACGAAGGAAAGCCCACGGCCACCAUGAUGUGGAGCAGUCACCACCAAGGUAGAAAAUUGUAUUGUGCAUGCAUCCCUUUUUUUUUAAGUUAAUAAUAAUAAUAAUAAUAAUAAUAAUAAUAAUAAUAAUAAUGGAAUUUAUAUAGCGCUUAUACAUCGCUGUUCUAAGCGCUUUACAAUGUAAAAAAGGACAUAAGAAUAUCAUUAAGCACAAGCUUACAUAUAACCCUACUGUACACAUCUUAAAAAAGAAAGAAAAAAACAAACAAACAAACAAAUAUGACGAAACUAAAUGUCAUAUACCCUUUUAAGUUUUCAGUAUCGUAUUUACAUGUAGCCGUUGAUAGAAUACCAUGAAACUUGAUUAUGGGACAGAGAAGUGAUAGAGGUGAUCUAUAAUUUUUAUAGAGGGAAUCAGGGAAGUACACGAAGCGAAGAAAGAAGUCUUUGAACUUUGGUGGAAUCGAACACAACAUCGUCCAGAUAAGAGCUACCGUUGUUCUGUCAACCGAGCAACGCUUGCGAUUUUCGCUAUCUUUUGGCUGGUAAAAGCCGCGGUUUUUGAGUUUAACUUGUUUCUUUCGUUAGACUGGUAUUUAUGUUUGACCUUUUUGUUGUUGUAUAGCUAUGCCAGGAAAGCGAGUCCUACAUAUGAACCAUACCGAAGGUAAAGAAUUAAAACUCAUCUACACUGCUUUUUUAACUUUUCUUAUAAGAACGUUCAGCCUGAAAUUUUCAAAAAUAACAAGAACAUGCUGAGAACAUACCCGAGGCUCAGAGAAGAACGAUAUAAUUUUCACUGCAAUCUAGAAAAUCUGAAUUCCAUAAUUACCUGCAUGGAAUCAGAGUGCACGUAAAAUUUUCUUCUUUCAAUACAUUCCAUUGUGUAUGGUUAUCCUGCGUAGCAAGCGUUUCCGUUUGGUUUCGGGGCAAAGAAAGACCGCGCGAGAAAUGGAACAAGAGCCACCCGUCCCCGCUCUUUUUUUCGCGCCAUUUUCGCGUGGUCUUUGACUCUGGUUCCUUGUUCGUUGCUUCGAUACCGCAAGGAAACGCUUGCUACGCAAGCUAGUGUAUGGUCAAGAAUUCAUUUACAUCGUGCUUGUACAAUUCAUCAAUGGAAAACUAUAAUCAUUGUCUUAUCUUGUCUAUAUGUAGCUUAAAAGUUAUCAGAUUCCCGUUGUUGAAAUUUAAGAACAUCCGUAAGAACAUGUCCAGUCUGAAACUGCCCAGGAAAUAAGAACGGUCUAGCGUGUAAUACGUUCCAAGGAGUAACAUUUCUCUUUCUCAAUUAAUAGGUCGUCGUCACGAUCGUCAUCGCGAUCACCGUCUCCCGAAAUAGCAGGAAAGGUCGAGUACAUCACAGAAUUCAGCCAUGCAGGCGCUGAUGAACAGACGACCAAGAAAGCGGACGGUGAUUCACAUUCGCAUUCAACCUCCUCCCGGUCGGUUUACUUUACUUUGUUACUCGCUAGAACCAUCUGACCAGCAUUAGGUCGAUUGUAAGAGACGAAACUGGGCCCUGAGUAUACCGUUUACAUUGCUUGAACGCCUAUUCGCCUCUUUAGAAAUCACAAGGGAACUGGAGCCGAAGUGCGUCCCGCAGUUGUUUCUGGGAUUGUUACCGGUGACGCAUCAGUCAGCUAUUGGCCAAUUUUUUUCCUUGUCUCCAGUAACAGUCCCAGAUGUCUUUGCGAAAGUUUACUCGGCCCAGUUCUCUUCUUGCUUCUUAAGUGUCGAAUGUGGGCCGAGGAAGACUGGGUUGGUGUUGUGUCAAAUUGCACUGUGGGACUGUUAUGCAUGGUGAAAUUGAGUUAGCAUUUUUUUUCCAUCUGCCUAAAACCCCUUGGACAGCUUGUGAAGUUUACAUGACGUAGUAUUUUUUUUGGCUUCUGUUUUCCUUGUACUCUAGAUACUGUAUGUAGUAUGGAAACGAGAAGAAAUACUACGUGUUGUUGUUCAUAAGGUGUCAAGGGGUCUUAAGUCGAUAGGAUCUAAUGCUAACCGACGAAUUGAGCCCAUUUUCCCGCGCAGACCCGUAACAGCCAAUGAAAAAGCGAUUGCGUCUCCAAACCAUUCCCACUAACCAAUUCGAAAGGUGCAACGUCAAAAUUUGUAAUUAACAUAAGCUACCUCACUGCUGUAACGAACAUCUAAGCCUUUGCUUAUUAUCGUAAUCCCUUACUGUUUAAAAAUGGCAUGGCGCUAUCGACAGGAUAAAUUUCUGUUCGAUCGUUAAGGUUAAAGAAAGCUAAUAACGCUAUCUGCUGGAUAGAGAUUUAUCUUGGGGUUAGCACUAUCCAUCUUUACGUCUGGGGUUUUAAGAUUAAACCUCAGCCGACUCAUUAAAAAUAAAAAUACUUGAGUAUUUUUAUUUCACUGCUCGUUUGUGUUCUGUUAUUGUUUUUUCGAGGGCGUAGUUUUGUGUUAAACUGAGAUAGCUACUCAGGUGUUUAAGUCAAUAAACCUUUUGAGGAAUUAAAAUUUCACAGAAUUAAGCAAUUUUUCCUGCUGUCUCACCAUCACAAUUUAAUAUUUGAUAAUCAUUUUACAUUACUUUUUGGAACUAAUUUUUCUCCGAUUUUUUUUCCUUACAAAUCCCCCCUCCCCCCCUCCCCCCCCCAGAAAAGGCACAAAGUGAUAACAGUUGUGGUUUUUGGGUGCUGCUGACAGCAUGAUCAAGAGGGGACGAAAUUACAAAACAUUAACAGGGCACUGAGCAAACCUAUACCAUUCAGCACCAAGCAUAAUAGAUGCACAAAAUAGUUUCUGUAACGCCGAGAAACACCGAGAAUUGUGAAAACUUUUGUCAGUUAAGAUUUGGUGUUUUCUAUUUUAGUUGAUUUUGUUCUUUUCUUUUUCCUUCACCUUCAUCUGUGAUGAACAACUCAACUUUACCGUACGAUGAUCAACGCCUCUUACCGUUUGUUGCCCGUCUGACUUUGUUUUCUGAUGACGAUCUCUUGGUUCUACAAUGAUUGCUCUUCAAACACAAACCCUGGUAUGUAAAAAUAACGUCCAUCUGUGAUUUGCUGCUUCUAUUUUGACUUUUUGUGUAUCACUAAACGUGAUGUAACCUUGUUGUACAAAUCAUCAAUAGUACUACUUCAGAACGGAAGAAGUCGAAGGAGCGUGACAGGUCCCAGUCACACAAGAAACGGAGAAGUAGAACACGUUCAAGGUCACGGGACCGCGAACGACGACGUUAUCAUGGGAGAUCACGUGAUAGAUCCCGCGAGAAAAGUAGGUCACGAGAUAGAAGCCGAUCACGUGAUAGGAGCCGGUCACGUGACAGAAGUCGAUCACGCAACAGAAGCAACUCGCGUGAUAGAGAUCGUCACGGUGGUCGUGGGCGUGACAGGCAUAAGUAUCACAGUCGAAGCAGAAGCCGAAGCCGGAGCCGAAGCCGUGACCGUGAUCGUGAUCGUGAUCGUGAUCGUGAUCGUGAUCGUGAUCGUGAUCGACGGGAGCGUGACAAUGGGCGUGACAAUAUCAGCAAGCAGAAAAAAGUGUUACCCACCAAGGCCCUUGGGUAAGCCACUUAAUUCUACGAGAUCUCUCUUUGUCUUGUCGACUAUCAACGUCUUUGAAAUUGCGCUAAAAUGUUCUCUCCUCAAGUGUAAAACUAAUGUAGAGGGAAAUAUUUUAAAAUCCUCGUGUAAGGCACAAAUAUUUGGCUAGUUUCAGCAACCUUAAGCCCUGACUUUACUUGUAUUUGUAUUUGUCAAACGUAGGUUGUUGAAAAACAAAACAACGCCUUCGUCGGGCAACAAAGAAAAGGUACGUAAUUGUUGAUGAAGUUGAUUGCAGGACAUGCUAUAUUUUAUGAGGCCAAACCAAACGAACGAAAGAACCAAUCACAACUUGAAACGCCGGGUCUACCUGGCUGAAUUUGAAAUCAACGCCGCCGCGAAAGGUUAUGCGAUAAACUAGGUUACCUUAACGUCUUUUUAAAUGUUUAAAACUGAUUUUGCAAAAUGUCAAAAUAGUUUUCCUUAGUAAUGAUAGGUCGAACUUAUUGUGGUACUGUUUCUUUUGAUGUUGUUUUACGUGUGACUUAUUAUGCAGCUUACAUUGCAUUUGCAUUGCAUAAUGGAAUGCUCAUGCAUUGACACUGCACGUUGCCUAUUGUCUAGCACAUUACAUUGCCUGCUCUAUUACAACCUGUUUUUGUGUUGCAACGUUGACCUUUAUUCGCAGAUGACCGCUCAGGAGAAGAUGAAAAAACGAAUGCAGAUGAUGCUCAACAAACAGUGUAAGGCCUUGUAGUUAUUACACCGUUGUUUUUCGGUUUCUCAAACUAACUUCUGGAAGAUGAUUUUGAGGAUUGCCUCUUUCAUUUGUUUGUUCGUUUGUUCUUUCUGGUUGCAGUGAAGACAGACAGAAAGGAGGACAGAAGAAAAAGAGAAAUAAAAGAACAAGAAAGAAGGGUAAUUUUUUUUUCCUUUAAGAGAGAUGUGAUAUUUGGCGUAUCAUCACCAGGGCCUCUCGUCCUCUAGAAAACGCGAAGGAUGAAAGACCCUGGAAACAAGAUUGACCGAGAGGGUGUUGAGGGCUCUGUUUUGUAAGAGGGAACUGUUGAUUCUGAUAAGUAACUAUUCCCCUUUUUAGAAACGAGAAGGAAACUGGAGCCGAAAUGCGUCCCGAUCGGGAUCGGGAUCGUUACUGGUAACGCGCCGGUCAGCUAUUGGCCAUUUUUCUCCCUGUCUCUAGUAACAAUCCCAGAAGUCUGCGCGAAAGUUAACUCGACCCAGUUUCUGUCUUGUUUCUUUAGUGGCGAAUUUUAAGUGUGGUGUAUGCUGUAUUCUGUACUCGUUUAGUAAAAAUAGCUGAUUUUUUUUUGCUGCUUUUAAACUUACAGGAACGAGAGGAUGAUUUACGUGAGAUGCAGCGAAAAUGGCGCGAACGGUAAGGUGGACGCGAACGGAUUUGAUUCUUCUUGAACACUGUAAUUGAGAACAUUUAUGCAAGUGUUUGUCACUUAAAUCAUUUCCCGAAGUUACCUCGUUACUUAAAAAGAGUCACUCUCACUGUUAUCUUUUGCAGAGAUAGAGACAGGAGAAGUAGAUCUUUAUCUCCACGAGGUAAAUAAAACGUUGACUGUAAUCCACAGCAUGACCGUCACGUUCUAUACUUGGCUUGGUGCUUGAAUCCACAGACACCGACCUAGAUACCCUUACACAGUGAAAUACCAAUAUCUAUAUUUAGGUCGAUGGGAUUCUCAAGAAGUAAUUAGUCCAGUCGUAUAGAAGACGUAUCUGAAUUUUUUUCCACAAAAAAUCAGAACCUUCAUUGACUGAAAAAAUUCCAAUUGACCAAUGAUAUGCGUUUCUUUUCUUUUAUCUUUUACGAUGGCUUUUGGUAGACAAGCUUAACUAGCGAGCAAAUACGACCAGAAUCCUUUUUGCGAAUGACCAUAUUAUGGCGACUUCAACGUAGACCUUCUCAAAACCGACGACUAAGGACUUCAAAGUAGAUGUAACUUGUUUAAUAAUUUUUUUCUUUUUUAGCGAAUAAUUACGCGGGGCAGGGUAUCAUUUUAAACUUCAAAUUAUGCUCCCUACAUAAAGUUGUUAUUACGUCUAGUUUUUCUUUCUUUUCCACUUCACCCCCCGCCUCGAUUAGCUUAAGUUAAUUACGGGUUGCGUGAUAUAUUUCCUUUUUCCUUUUCACUCUGCUUUUAUUUCUUUGGCAAUAAAGUUGAUGUUGUUGUUGUAACGUUUGUGCCUGUGGUUCUCAGUAAUAAAAUAGACCUCAAAGUGUUGUGGAUCGUGUACUUUUGUGAAGUAUUUGUGUUAUAUCUCGAAGCUUUUACUUGAAACAUUUAGCACCACUGUAAGAAGAAUCUGCCCGGAAAUGACAGCUCAUAAAGGCAACUGCUUUCUUUUGUUUGCAGGACAUCGAAGAAGUGUGUCUAGAUCGCCCCCCAGGAGGUAUGAAGCCUUUUUAAUCGGCUUAUAUCAGCCAGAAAUGGCGAGCUGUUUGUUUGGUUGAGAAUCCUCAAAUGUCACGGACUUGAGCGGUAAAAGUUGAGCCAGAGUCAGUUAUUACUCUGUCCAAUUACAAUUCGACUAGACGAACAAAGGAACCAAUCACAGCUUGAAGCCAGUACAUGUAGCUGAUGCCAUGUGCCAAUGCGCGGGAAAACCCGUCGGUGUUGGGUUCUACACUUCUAUUUCUGAUUGGUUAAGAAAGUGGCGUGAGUGUCUUCAGCCAAUCAAAAAGCGUCGUUGUGUAAGACCAACGCCUUUGCGCACUCAACUGAAAACCUCUUUAUGACCAAAUUUGCGCAACAAAAGAAAAACAAGCAUUCUGCUAGCUUUAGUCGUAUGAAGUCAUCGUAUAAAUGUCCUACAGGAUAAUAUUUUUUGCCAAACCAUCUUUCCUCCAUUACGUUUUAUUCUGGAUUAAACACCUGGCCUGCUCUCAUAGGGAAAGUUGUAGAUAAUUCCCCAAGCAAUCUGUUGUUGGUAUAAUGCAGUUAAAGUAUGAUAGCAAAAUUCCCAGUUCCAUGUAUCAAGAAAAAAAGAAAAGUAACCCUUUCCUUAUGAAACAAAUUAUCUGAAGAUUCCAGCUAAAUUCAAAGAUUGAAAUUUACAUUAUAUAACGUUACCAUCUUUUAACACUUUUUAAACUGAUUUUGCAAAAUAGUGAAAUAAUUUUCCUUAGUAAUGAUCGGUCGAACUUGUUGUUGUACUGUUUCUUGUGUUGUUGUUUUACGCGUGACUUACCAUGCAGUUUCUCCAUCCAUCUUCUUUUUGCAGAAGACACAGAAGUAGGUCGCGAUCAACUUCUCCAACGGAUUCUCAAAAAAGUAGGUCUGCCCCCCAGAAAUAAGCCCCCCUCUAGCUUGUAUUGGAAUACUCGAUUUAUUAUAAAGUUUUGAAGCUUAAUAUAAAACCAAUACUGAAUGCAGAAGGUAUUUCAAAGAGCACUACUAUUAUCUUGUUUUGGAGCUCUUAUAUCCCCCUUGGGAUAUAAGCUCCUCCGUUUAUAAGCCCUCGUAAAACCCCUGAUGAGCGGCAGUUUACGGUAUGUCAGUAAACUCGGAUAAAACCGCUGAGUGAUAGAUGUGAACUUUUGCGGCUGAAAAGAUGUGACCAAUCGAAGUUGUUUAAAAAAGUCCAUUUCCAUUCGCAGGUCUUAAUUUCAACCGUUUCAGUUGUUAAUGUUGCAGAAGGCUUCUUAGAAAGCCGCCACGGUACACAAAUUUACCUUGGUUUCGCAUCCUUGCUCGCAAAGUCAGUUACAAAAACGCUGUCAAAUACCGCAAGGCUAAUCGUUUCUUCUAUAUAGAGGGCUCAAUAGCAAAACAGUGCAAUACAAUACUCGCCUCCUAUAGGUCACACUCGCGCAACGCUAGCAUCUGACAUGUCAUGACUACUAUAAUCACUUAACCACAAGCAACAUAUUUAUCGCUCACUGAUAUUUUGUUGCCCUCUUUUCCUAGUUCCUAUUGUGGAUAUCGACGCGCAUGCGCUGGGUGAGGACGUGGUAGAGUAUGUCUAUCCAGUCAAAGAGAAUAAAUGAUGAUGUCAAAAAGUCUGCUAAAGUUCACCUGGCUGAGUGAAGAAGGAGCCUUAACAGAUCUUUAGGAGCCUUGAUGAAAGAAUUUUAUAUAGGAGCUUAAUUUCUCGAUCUUAUCUUAACUUAUAACGCAUACAGUGCCUCGCACAUUGCCUCAUACGCGCGUGUACUAAUUUUGUACACGUACUCAGAUCCCCUGGAAAUCCAAGUACGCGACGAAUGUUUUACGACAUUGUUGUACAGCUGUAGGUUUUUGAGUGAUUUUCUUUCGAGCAGCCAAAGUAAUCAAUCUCGCAGCGGUUUGCUUUUGCAUUCAUGCCUUUCAUCCUCUGCGAAAAAUUGCUUGGUACUCCGUGUACCAUUCUUGAUCCCGAAGUUUUUUCGCAAGCCUUCGGAAUCGAGAGCACUUUCAAAAACAACCGGAACACAAAUAAGAGACAAACGAGACUUACGCACACGCGUUUGGAGAUCUGCUUGGCUUGUUUGAUUGAUUGGUCUUGUUCUGAUUGGAUAAAGUAUAUUUUGCGAAACUCAUUCUAAACCUUUCUAUGCUGCGUGGUCAGUUUAUUGCAGCUGUCUUUCUUCGGUUGUUGAUCGCCCCAGUUCAUUCUCAUCUGCAUGCAUACUGAGCGCUACGCAUGAAUCCGAUUACCACUUUACCCACGUGGCUAACACCAUUUCUUCUUUAGCGGCACGUGUUCAACUCUGCUAUAAAUCCUUAACCCUUUAGCAGUAGUCACGUGAAGAAGAAGAAAGGAACAAGACAAAAGAAAAGAAAAAUUGACCGCGCGAAGAAUGUUCUUGCGUGCUCGAAUUUCCCAUCUUCCCGUCGUUUUGGAACGGCUUGAACUCAGGCUUGGCUAGAACCGCAGAAAGAUCUUCCUUCUCUAUCUCCAUGGUUACCCUCUGUACUUCGUUAGAUAUUCAAGUAGUUAAAAAGCCAGUUUAUUAGACGAUUUUGAUCGUUGUUUUUCCUUUAGAUAAUAAGAUCUAUUCAGAUAAUCGUAGGGUGUAAAUAAAUUGGCGGACAGAUCGUGCCGUUUUCACCCCAAGAUUUAUUUUCUGAUACGUGUCAAAUAAAGCUGUCAGUGGUUACACUUUUAGAGCGGCGGUUUCUUUUUAAUCAGCAAUUAAUUUUAGAGAAUAUUGUCUAUAUCUAGACUUGUACGCUGCUUAACCAGACAGAGAAU
Molecule: messenger RNA, 15649 nt
Organism: Porites lobata
Lineage: Eukaryota; Metazoa; Cnidaria; Anthozoa; Scleractinia; Poritidae
Source: the annotation of a GenBank genome assembly